Messenger RNA from Caenorhabditis bovis, 1830 nucleotides. Lineage: Eukaryota; Metazoa; Nematoda; Chromadorea; Rhabditida; Rhabditidae. The record is from the annotation of a GenBank genome assembly.
AUGGCGAAAUCGCGUGAUAAAUCAAUCACGGCACCGACGACGAAUAGACUUGGGGAAAUGGAGCCGCCUGACUCGAUAUACGCUCAGGCGUCGUCGGACGCCUCGACGACACCGUGGUGGCAGCGCAAUUUGAUAAUGCGCGGCGACAAGGUGCUGUUCGGCACGUGGGACGGCGUGUUCGCCACCGUCAUGGUCAACAUUUUCGGCAUCAUCGUGUUUCUGCGACUCGGCUGGAUCGUCGGAACCGCCGGCGUCGCCAACGCGAUCCUAUUGCUGGCGAUUUGCACGUCGCUCGCGUUGAUCACCGUGUUCUCGGCGAUCGGCAUCGUCGAGCGUUGCCAAAUCAAAUCCGGCGGCAUUUUCUUUUUGGUGUCGCACGUGCUCGGCCAUCGCAUCGGCGGCGCCGUCGGCCUCAUCUACACGUUCGGGCAGGCGGUGGCGACGGGAUUGGUCGCCGUCGGCUUCGGCGAGUCGGUCGCGUUGCUGUUCGGCUCCGAGAGUCGCGGUGUCGUCAAAAUCAUCGCCGUCGUCACGCUGCUCCUCCUCACCGCCGUCAACACCGCCGGCGUCACGUGGGUCGUUCGCCUUCAGAUUGUGCUGUUGCUCACGAUUGCGAUGGCCGUCACCGACUUCCUACUCGGCGCAUUGUUCACCAGCGAGCCAGAAUCGGGCGUGUUUCGCUUCUCGUCGGCGCGAAUUCGCGUCAACGCCCAACCGCACUAUGAAGCCGUCAAUUGCACGACGAUCGGCAUUCCGCGACAGAUUCCCGCGCAGAGCUUCUUCACCGUGUUCGGCGUGUUCUUCGCCAACUUUCUCGGCGUUCUCGCCGGCGUCAACAUGAGCGGCGAUCUUCGCGAUCCGCACAAGAGCAUACCGCUCGGCGAGCUGUCGGCGGUCGGCGUCAGCUCGUCGAUAUGCUUCGUGUUCAUCAUGAUACUCGGCGGCGUCGGCGAUCGAAUGUCGCUUCUGUGCGAUUCGAUGUUCUCCGAGAAGGUCGCGUUGACCGGCGUCGUGUUCCUCGUCGGCCUCUACGUGUGCUCGCUCUCAUCGACCGUCGGCUCGCUGUUGGGAACGCCGCGAGUGCUGCAGGGCAUCGCCGCCGAGGGCAUCGUGCCGGCGCUCAACGCGCUCGCCCAAGGCGUCGGUCCCAAUGACAAUCCGGUGCUCGCCGGCUAUUUGCUCAUGGGCGUCGCCUCGUUGUUCGCCGUCCUCGGCGACCUCAAUCAGCUCGCCAUCCUCUCGACAAUGCCAUUUCUCAUCACCUACGCCUACGUGAAUUACGCGUACGUCUCGUUGGCGAUGAGCUACGAUUUGGCCACUGUGCAACAGGCAUCAGAAGUCGAAGUUGCCGGCUAUGGGUCAACAUCGAAGCAGGACGAUUUGAACGAGCUUUUCCCCGAGCGACGCGAGAUUCACGUGACAACCACUAUCGAUAAUGAUAGCGGAAUUAUUGGGCAAGAAGCAACUUGGUAUUCGAUGUUCAGCAAUCGGUACAUCUCGUUUGUUGGUUUUCUUGUCAACCUUGCGAUCAUAUUGCUCAUCGAUUGGUGGUUCGCCGUUGCUCAUUUCGCCGCGUUCAUCGCCUUGUACAUUUACAUUGGAAGAGCUUGUCCGACUUGCGGCCCCGGCAUCUCGACGUUCUCCAUACAGCUCAUGUUCAAGACCGCUUUCAGCUCGAUUGAUGCUUUGAGAUUCGGAUCGACGACUGUGCUGCCAACGGUCGGCGUUUCGGAUCAGUUGGCUACUGCACAAAUCAACGAGGCCAAUCAGGAUUAUCAAGACCGAAAGCAAUAUCAUCAUUCUGAAGAGCAUACCCACGAAUUGGAUUAA